Durusdinium trenchii is the source of this 1095-nucleotide messenger RNA. Lineage: Eukaryota; Dinophyceae; Suessiales; Symbiodiniaceae. The record is from the annotation of a GenBank genome assembly.
AUGUCGGCCUACGGGAAGAUGGCACAGUUCAAAGUGGAAGAUCUCCAGGACAUCCCUGGCCACCACAUGGGAGACCAUUUCAGCAGUGGAGCUGGUGAGGCCCGUGCGCAGCUUUUUCUGGAGAUGGCCAGCGCAAGGGAUGCCUUGCACAAGGAGGUGGAAGACGUCACCAAACGACAGACAGGAAAGACCUCCUUCGAAGCGGAUCCCAGUGCAUUUAGUUCGGAGCGCCUGUCGAAAUUGGACCUCGAUGAGUUGUCUUUGGCUGAGGACCUUCUGAACAAAGCCAGUAGUAUGGCGCCUGUAACAGUUCUGCCCUUCUCGAAUCCAUACUUGGUGCAAGCCAACAGACCAGUGGAUCUCUUGAAGUUAAGCAAGGACGAGCUCGGGCAGGCAAUCGUUUGCAUCACCAAAGCAUUGGCAAUUUGUCCAGGGUGUAAAUUAUGGUCGCGUCUCGCAGACAUUUACGCACGCCUUUGGGUUGUGGAGGAUGAUUCCACUUGCUUAAAGGAAAGCUGGACACAGAAGCUUGAGGCAGAUCGCAGUUGGCCUCCACGGCUGAUCUUCCUGUGUCGUCAGACGAAAGUCCUGAACCUCAUGAUUCAGUCGUCCAUUCGCCAAUCCAUUCGGCGGGCUGCACCGGUAGCUGACCAGCAGCACUUGGCCAGAGCCUGGUUUGAAAGGAAAUUGGAGUUGCUAGUGCUGAUGAUGCUACGGCGGCGAUAUUUUGCCAAGCUUGAUGGCAAAUUGCAUUUGCGCCGCUGUCAGCACCUGGCGCUGAGUCUCAUUUGGUUCUUGGUGCACUGCACGGACUAUGGAGAUGUGAUCCCGGCUUGCAGGGAGGCUCUUCAAAAGGCUGUGCUGAAGCUUCCGGAGGAGUGGCAAGGCUUUGCAGGCCGUGCUGAGCCUUUGCUUUGUUUCAGGAGUGGAGCACUUGGAUCGCCUCCUGCUUAUCUUUGGUACGUUCCCUAUGUCAUGGGGCGAAUCGAGUGGAAGCUUCGAAAGCAACUGGGUGCACAUGCUUCAGCAGAGGCCGCUCUAGGCCGUUGGGCAAUGGUGCAAGGGUUGAUCCAAAAUUUUAAAACAUGUGCUUGA